Messenger RNA from Dioszegia hungarica, 1149 nucleotides. Its product is annotated as Aspartate/ornithine carbamoyltransferase. Gene Ontology annotation, molecular function: ornithine carbamoyltransferase activity; amino acid binding. Gene Ontology annotation, biological process: L-citrulline biosynthetic process. Gene Ontology annotation, cellular component: mitochondrion. The record is from RefSeq and is a predicted model, not a curated record. Lineage: Eukaryota; Fungi; Basidiomycota; Tremellomycetes; Tremellales; Bulleribasidiaceae. The transcript has 4 exons. The coding region runs from base 1 to 1149 and encodes 382 amino acids.
AUGCUCGCUAGACACACCCAGUCAGCCCUGGCUACCCCCCUUCGCUCACUUGCGAGGGGUAUGGCCUCAUACGAGCAGUCAUCGCGCCCUCCUCGGUUCGGAAAUGGCCCUGCCACGCCACGACCCCAUAAUGGCCGGCCCCCUCCCCACCUCCUGACCCUCGCCGACCUCUCGCCGGAGCAAAUCUCCGAACUCCUCCUCUCGUCCCUUACCUACAAGCACCUUUGCAAAGCCUUCUCGGCUCAGGUUGUCAGGACAAGUCUGAAGGGCAAGACGGUCGCUAUGCUAUUCAACAAGCGGUCUACCCGGACGCGGGUGGCCAGCGAGACGGCCACGUCGGUGCUGGGUGGGAACGCCAUGUUCCUCGGCGGAGCGGACAUCCAGCUGGGCGUAAAUGAGUCGCUGCGGGACACAGCGCAGGUCAUUGGCAGUAUGGCAGAUGGGUUCAUGGCUCGCGUAGGAGACCACCGGGAAAUCGAAGAACUCGCGCAAUACUCGUCCGUCCCCGUCGUCAACGCUCUCUCGUACCUCUGGCACCCCACUCAGAUCCUCGCAGACCUCUUGACGCUGUACGAAGCCUACGCUCCACCCCUCGACCUCAAGGAGGGCGCAUACCACCGAGGUCAGGUCCAGACCGACCUGGCCAAGUUCAUCCGGACUCGCGUCGACCCGCUCUCGGUUCUCAAGGGCAAGAAGAUUGCCUGGGUCGGAGAUAUGAACAACAUUGUCUGGGAGUUGAUGGCGACUGUUCCGAGAUUAGGAAUGGAGAUGAGCGUGGCGACGCCGGCGGGGUACGAUAAGGUCGAUGAUGCUGUCAUGGCCCGAUUAAAGGGGCACGGUAUCGAUCGAUCCAUCACCUUCACCAACUCCCCCAAGGAGGCACUCCACAAUGCCGACGUGGUCGUCACCGACACCUGGAUCUCGAUGGGGAUGGAGGCCGAGAAGGAGGAGCGGAUGAAGGCGUUCCAGGGGUAUCAAGUGACGAAUGAGAUGGUCGAGUCGGCGGGCGCCAAGGCGGACUGGAAGUUCCUGCAUUGUCUCCCGAGGAAGCCGGAGGAGGUGGAUGAUGAGGUGUUCUACGGGCCGAGGUCGUUGGUGUUCCCCGAGGCGGAGAACCGGAAGUGGACCACUAUUGGGGUGUUUGAGUGA